Molecule: messenger RNA, 2486 nt
Organism: Daldinia caldariorum
Lineage: Eukaryota; Fungi; Ascomycota; Sordariomycetes; Xylariales; Hypoxylaceae
Exons: 3
Coding region: 723-2486 (587 amino acids)
Cellular component (GO): cytoplasm; nucleus
Molecular function (GO): mRNA binding
Source: RefSeq, a predicted model, not a curated record
ACGACACUUUGCCACCAGAGCAAAUAUAGUUUUUUAAGGGUACUGUCAUCCUCUCGAAUUCGAAACUUAACCCUUUGUCUUUUUUUUUUUUUCUGGUGGACGUGGAGGAAAGUUAGAAAAAAAAAGAGCCAAAGAAUUAGAGUCAGGGAAAAGAAAAUCUUAACUUAACCCAGGUCGGGGUCCCUGCGGUCCAAGCCCGCAAUUCUUCGCCGCCUUUUUUUUUCUUCAAUCUGCCUUUACUGCAGGCCAUUUUUUUUCUCCACCUCAUCAACUUCAGGACAGGCCUGAGUCCCCUUUCUAGAGGUUUAGGACCUAUCAUAUAUAGGAAAGAUUUGGCAACCUGGCGCUCAGGAGUUAGCUAUCCGGUAUUUGAGCUCCGUAACAGCAUACAACCCGACUUGAUCUUCGUUUCGGCUUCUUGCAUUUUUACUGCACUGCCAAUCCUGCCUAACUUUUUCAGCCAACCAGCCAUAGUCAUCGCUGCCCCUUCGACCGAUACUACUCACCUCCUACCGAUUUUUACGCACGAGUAUUCUCGUCUCACGACGGCGCCCUGCCUCUCAUCCUCCCUUCCCUGAAGACCUAAGACAGGUCUUAAAUAUUAUAAUACACAAUCUAACAAGGCGUUUUUCGCCCGUUUAUAUACGCGUAGAAAGGGAGCUGCAGCCUGCUGGCUCCCCACAGCAGCUGCACCAGCCCUCAAUAAUACCAUUGUGGCAAUCAUGAACCAACACGAUAUGUAUUACGAUUAUUCGACGACGGCGAAUAGGUCGCCUGGGUCGACAAGACAGGGUUAUGCUACCGUUGGUUUACCUUCGGGAUUAGGGGCUAAUCGAUCGGGUCAACGACCUCUCGAAUCUCUUGGCCAGCACAUAGCGCCCGGUUCGAUAUAUGGACACGAUGACCGUCUCGGCGGCGCGGGCUAUGAACCUUUAUCGAGAUUUGAUCGCGUCGCACCAAGCGCGCUGCAAUCUGGCUACAUGUUGGAGAAUAGCCAGACGUGGGGUUAUAACGGCGGAGUAGCCACUAUGAAUGGCCCCAUGAAUGGUAAUGGUAGGUUAGCGGUGAGGGCUGUGACUCGACGAGCCGCUCUACCCACGACGUGGACUGAUCAAUCCGGGUUGGGUGUACAUUCGAUGUCUCAACUCUACGAUCCCGGUAUGGCGAUGAACGGAAAUGAACACGAUCUAUCCAAUAUGGCUGGCGCUGCUGCGGAUUCUCGAGGGAUGAUGACUACUCCCGGUGCGGCCGACUCUGAGCAACUUAUCCCGACCGCCAUCGUGAUCAAGAAUAUCCAGUUUCAGUGUCGAAAGGAAAUUCUUCAAGGCCUUAUGGCAUCCAUGAAUCUCCCUCAGCCGUAUGCUUUCAACUACCAUUUUGACAAGGGUGUAUUCAGAGGACUAGCCUUCGCCAACUUCUCGACGGCUGAUGACACUGCUAUUGUGAUCCAGAAGAUGAAUGGGUUGGAAGUUAUGGGCCGCAAGUUGCGCGUUGAAUACAAGAAAAUGCUACCGCAAGAUGAGCGUGAUAGGAUUGAUCGGGAGAAGCGUGAAAAACGAGGUCAGCUCGAAGAACAGCAUCGAGCGCCACUGCCUAUGCACCAACAGAGUGCGCUACAAGCUCUUGGUGUCAGUGUCAACAAGCAGCCGAGUAAUUCGCCUUUACGCGAUGUUGAUUUGAAUGAUCCUACUACUCUCGAGUUCUAUACCCAGUUGACUUUGUUCAAAAAUGAUCCAUCUCGCGAAGUUCAUAUUUUCUCACCUGAUGUUACCCCCGAACAGCGCCGACAGAUACAUAUCCUUGCCCAUAACAUGGGUUUGGAGCAUAGAUCCGUCGGGGAGGCUGAUCGAAGACAGAUUCAGAUCAUGAAACGGCCUCAGAACUCACCUCCUGUCCACACCCAGAGCCAGCUCCCCAACGUUUCCUGGGAAGAUCAUCGGCGUGGGUUGAGUCGCGCCGCUACAUAUGACUUUACAGAAUCUCGCAUAGGUUCCAGUGCUUAUCAUGCACUAGGUAGACAGGGCCCUACGUUGGAAUUGCCCGGCAGUCCAGAAAACGGCAUACCGAACAAUCUGAGGGCAGCAAAGAGCUUCGCCGAUCUGCGCACGCACAGUCCAAGCCCCGCGCCGUCUGGCUCGAGCUAUGCUGGCCUUGGAAACGGCCUUGGGGCCCGUUAUGGUGAUUUUUCCCCAAACUCGUUGACCACGCCUCCCAAUUUAACCCCGACAUCAGGUCAAAACGCUACAUCGAGCACCGACGCUUUAUUGGCAGGCAACAUGAGCUCAAUGAGCUUAGGUUUUGAUUCGAAUGCUUCGCACAUGCGUGCUAGGGAAACGCCGGGUGCUAUUGGAAGCCAGAGGCCAGGAGCUAACGGAGCGUCAAACCGCAACGCUCCCGAUAGGCAACCGCGUGGCCCGGAAUGGGGAGAGGCUGCCCCAGGUUUCAGUGGACGAAGUCGUGGUCAUAUGCAGAGAGGUAGCGGUUAG